Silurus meridionalis is the source of this 3049-nucleotide messenger RNA. RefSeq names its product RNA-binding protein 4.1-like. Gene Ontology annotation, cellular component: cytosol. The record is from RefSeq and is a predicted model, not a curated record. Bases 767 to 1930 code for a protein of 387 amino acids. Lineage: Eukaryota; Metazoa; Chordata; Actinopteri; Siluriformes; Siluridae. Gene Ontology annotation, molecular function: mRNA binding; zinc ion binding. The transcript is spliced from 3 exons.
GCACACAACAAUCUCAACACAGACUCAACACACUGCACACAACAACCUCAACACACUCGGACUCAACACACUGCACACAACAAUCUCAACACACUCGGACUCAACGCUGCACACAUUCAAUAAACUCAACAACAAUUACAACACACUGCACACAUUCAAUAAACUCAACAAACUCAGUACACACUUAAAUUCAACACACUCAAAUUCAACACACACAACAAUCACAACACACUGCACACAUUCUAUAAUCUCACCACAUGCACACACAACAAUCUCAACACACACGACAAUCUCAACACACUCAUCACACAUUCUAUAAACUCAACAAACUCGGUACACACUCAACAAAUUCACAAACAAACCACCUCAGCUCCCAGUAAACUCAACACACACUCAACAACCUUAGGACACGCUCACAACAAAUUCAACACACACAAAUUUAACACACACAGCAACCUCAGCAGUGGGUACUGCGAACAUGGCAAUAAUGCAGGUAAUGCAACUUUUCUGUCAUGUUGGCCCACUAAGUUUAAACGCUGUCUGUAAUGAGUCCUGUUUUGUUUUGUUUGACAUUUUUACGUAACUCGUUCGCCGUGAAUAAAAACAAACAUGGUCGGACAAGACAUGCGGCAAACUCUGUGCUCAGUAGAGCCACGUUGAAAUGAAGUGUUAGCGAACUAGCUAAGCUCUAGCGCUCAGGGACACUUGUAUAACGUGAAUCUCGCAACUAUACUUUCUACCCAGGAACAGUAGAUCGGCGGUAAAGAUGGUUAAGAUCUUUGUCGGCAACCUUUCCUCGAGUGCGACCAAAGAAGACCUGCGCAGUCUUUUCUCGCAGUAUGGCAAAGUCGCGGAGUGCGACGUGCUGAGAAACUUUGGCUUUGUGCACAUGGAUACGCAAAAGGAAGCCGAGGAGGCUGUGCGUAAACUCCACCACCACGAACUGAACGGCCAGGCCAUCAAUGUGGAGAUGAGUCGAGGGAAGCCCAAAGGAACCACCAAACUGCACGUAGGCAACAUUAGCAGUAGCUGCACUAAUCAGGAGCUGCGUGAGAAGUUUGCGGAGUUCGGCUCUGUGGUCGAGUGCGACAUUGUGAAGGAUUAUGCCUUCGUGCACAUGGAGCGAAGGGAAGAUGCGAUGGAGGCCAUCAGUGCGCUGGACAACGCGACCUUUCAAGGCAAGGUGAUAAAUGUACAACUGUCCACCAGUCGCCUCCGCACCGUGCCUGGCAUGGGAGACAUAACCGGCUGUUACGUCUGCGGAGAACCCGGUCACUGGUCCAAAGCCUGCAGGCGCGGUCAGAACGGUAGCUAUGGCGGUGGCGGCGGCGGCGGCAGUCCCAUGGGGGGAAUCCGUGCUACCAGCGGUUUCCCUAGGGCAGGUCCUGCUUAUAGCAGUGGAGUCCCUGCAGCAUUCCCCAGCCGGAGCUAUUCAGCAACACUGCCCCCUAUCCCCACAGUGAGCUACACCCCCAGCUACGGGAUUUCACGAGAUUAUACUGCGGAAACACGGUACCUCAGCAAACCGACGGCUGUCUACACCGAGAGAUCCAUCACAUACGAGCGUGAUCCGUCACGCUAUGCCGCUGAAUACUAUGAGAAGUUUCGAGCUCAGCCUUUGGGUUCUAGCUAUCUCGAGGAUAGACGUAUCUCCAUUCCCCCUCCUCCCCCUCUCUCUUCUUCCUCUCUCUCAAGGAUGCGGUUGGCUCCUUCCAGCCUUGACCCGUAUGACAGACGCGCUCUGCCGCCGCCGUCCUCCGCGGCCUCGGCGUACUUCUCGCGGGACCGUAGCCCGAUCCGAAGAGUCGGCGCCGGCUCUGAGGGCUACUCGUACGAGCGCUCGCGUCUUUCCCCGGUUUCGAGGAGCAGCUCGUACAGCGUGUCGCAUUCCAGGGACACCCCCACUGACCGGGCUCGGUAUAAUUACUAAGCCGUGCGCAUGCCAAGGCACUUUGAAACAGCAGGAAUUUCUUGUAGCGAUCAUUCCCUCCCUUCAACAACUUUUGGUCAACAAAUGUCUCUGGAGGAGCGAUUGGAUUCGAAGAAAGCAGGACCGAGAAGACACGCGAACCCGUUAUCAUUUAACGUCGCUUUCAGCUUACGAACGUGUGAAAAAACAUAUUACAGCUACGUAGUCUUUUCUGCAUUGCCCAGCAACCAUUAUAAUCCUCUCACUUAUCAUUUUUCUCGCAUGUUUGCUUUUCAGUUUUAGCUGAUUUUUAUUUAAUUUCUUUUUCUCUUUUAAAGUUUUCCACACAUUAAGAAACAGAUUGUUUUUGAGCAGAUGUGAUUUACCGGUUCACAGCCAGAUUCAAGAUUUAGUUUCAUUUAGCAACAUUACAUGUCCUGUGAUGACAAUCUGUUUUAGUUCUUUAUGUCCGUUUCAGCAUUUUACAAGCUUUAUGGAGAAAAUUUACCCCAAAAGAAACAUUCCUGUUACCUUCAUUCUUUAUCAUUGGCUUGCCAUUCGCUCGAUGUCAGGGCUUCUCUCAGGAGCAGGGAGCUGAACCAUUAACGCCAAACAAACCGAGAUGAUCAAACAGCGGCAAGGUUCUGGAUUUGUGGGGUUUGGAGUUUGACUAGAUUUAAAGUAGAGUAUAUGAAUUGUGUAUGUGAAAUGGCAAAUAACGGAUUAUUUUUUAAAUCCACAUGCACAAAGGAUAUUUAGUAAGAGAAAAUGCAUUGUUGCAAGCUAAUUUUUGAUUAUUUGACAAAUCUGGUACUUGUGCAGAGUUUGCCUCAUGGCAGUAUAUGGUAAAAAGUUGAUAUAGAAAUGUAUAUAUCUAUAAGAGUAAAAGAAGGUCGAAUAAAUAUAGAAAAGUGACGACCAACUGUUACUCAGGGCUCCGUUUGCCUUUGAGACUACUGGUGUGUGGAUUUUCUAUAUGGGCGCCUUGGUAAGAUCUGUUUAUACAGACUUUUCGAUUUCCUUCAAGAAAUCAUUUGUGUUUUAUAAAUUUUUUUUUUUUUUAAUAAACCAAGAUGUUCUGGUGGAAAAAAAAAGUGCUGUGUGUAUUUUAUGGAUGAAAAGUAAACAAUAAUGAACCUA